Molecule: messenger RNA, 1581 nt
Organism: Pectinophora gossypiella (pink bollworm)
Lineage: Eukaryota; Metazoa; Arthropoda; Insecta; Lepidoptera; Gelechiidae
Gene: l(2)37Bb
Product: FAD-dependent oxidoreductase domain-containing protein 1-like
Exons: 6
Coding region: 156-1565 (469 amino acids)
Cellular component (GO): cytoplasm
Molecular function (GO): oxidoreductase activity
Source: RefSeq, a predicted model, not a curated record
UCUACUUAACCUUACUUUAGUUUCUGUCAGUCAGUUUUGAAUUUGAAUACGAAUUUUAAAUUAUAAUAUCUUGCCAUACAACCAUAAAGCUGAAGUUAAAUUAUAAUAUCUAAAAUUAGAUUUUAAUAUAGAUACUUACAAAACUUAUCAGCAUAAUGAUACAUAUGAAAGUAUUUAGAAGUUUCCAUCGUCAAAAGGCACUAUUCAGUAUUCGAAGAUUUUCCGACGAUCAAAACCCAUUUAGAAAGACAUGGAGCGUUAUAUCUAAAGAAAUACCUGUAUUAUUCGGCUUAAAUAAAAAGCCUACGAUAUAUCCAGAGCAUGCCGAUGUUGUGGUGAUAGGCGGCGGCUUCAUAGGUUCAGCAGUAGCAUACUGGUUGAAACAAAGAACCGGUGAAGGCUUGUCUGUUGUUGUAUUCGAAAAAGACCCUAGCUACAACAAUAUCCAAAGUAAUGUGUCUUUAGGAACAAUCACCCAGCACUACUCACUGCCAGAGAAUAUGUAUCUAGCUCAGUAUGGGGCUGAGUUUUUAAGAAAUGCUAAACAAAAUUUGGGAAAUAAUGUUGACAUUAAAUACUGUCCUCAUGGACACUUAGUAUUAGCCAGUGAAAAAUAUGCUGGACAGUUGGAGGAAAAUGUAAACAUACAAAAGGAAUAUGGAGUUAAAAGCCAGCUUUUGACUGUCGCUGACAUCAAAAAGAGAUAUCCAUGGAUUAAUACACAAGAUGUUAAGUUAGGAUGUAUAAGUACAGAAUCAGAAGGCACUUUUGAUGCAUGGGUAUUUCUACAAGGGCUGAUAAACAAAUCACAAGAAUUGGGAGCAAAUUAUGUUAAAGCAGAGGUAAUUGGGUUUGAAUUAGAACAACAGCGUGACGUUCUUAUGGAGGGUAUUGCUCCUGGGUCAUUCAAGAAGAUCAAUAGAGUGAUAUACAGAUCACCUGACAAUGAGGAACAUGCUGUAAAGUUUGCUGCUUGUAUAUUGGCUGCAGGGCCUGAAUCAGGAGAAAUUGCAAAGUUUGCUAAAAUUGGCACUGGUGGAGGAUUAUUGAAAAUACCUCUUCCAAUAAAAGCAAGAGAAAACAAAGUAUACUCAUUUGAGAACUGUGUUAAAACUGCAGGACUAAAUACACCUCUGUUAACUGACACCAGUGGGCUGUGGCUUAGAAGAAAUGGCCUGGACAGUAAUCUAUUAUGUGGACAUGUUCCUCUGCUCACUAGUGAUGUCAAAGAUCAUAUGGGAGAAGAGUUCUUAAAUAAAAUUAUUUUACCAUCUCUAAUAAACAGAAUACCAGACUGUAAAGAUGUUAAGGUAAAAGAGUUCACUAAAGAGGUAUUUGAUUACAAUACCUAUGAUGAUUCUGGUAUAUUAGGCCCACAUCCAUACCACAACAAUUUGUUUAUUGCCACUGGUUUUGGUAAACAAGGAUGUUCUCAUGCGCCUGGUCUUGGGAGAGCCAUUGCAGAGUUAAUUAUUGAUAGUCAUUUCAAUAGCAUAGAUUUAACUAGGCUUACAUUUGAUAGGUUACUUACUGAUCAACCAAUGAUAGAAUUUAAUAUUUAUUAAAGUUUUUAGAACUCAA